Molecule: messenger RNA, 1083 nt
Organism: Volvox carteri f. nagariensis
Lineage: Eukaryota; Viridiplantae; Chlorophyta; Chlorophyceae; Chlamydomonadales; Volvocaceae
Exons: 6
Coding region: 1-1083 (360 amino acids)
Source: RefSeq, a predicted model, not a curated record
AUGAAGAGCAGUUCGGCAAAGAAGUUGCCGACAGUGGAGCUCCGGCGCGGGGCCACCUCAGAUCGGCUUCUCCCCCGGGUGCUCCACCCGUCAAGCGGCGUACCGGAGGACGAGGACGCAGGGGUCGCCUCGAGCGACAGCGGCAGGGCCGCCGGCUGCGGCUGCGGCGGCUGCGGCGGCUGCGGCGGCGGCAGCGGCGGGUUAACGCUCGUGGUUAACUUCCUGCUACCUGCACGGAAACUGCCGCCGCCGCCACCGCCGCCACCGCUGGAGGAGAGACGGCCACCUGAGGAAGCUCCCGCGCCCGCCGCCGCGGGCGUGGCCGCCGCCGCUGCCGCCGCUGCCGCCGCUGCCGCGGCGACGGUGGCAGCGGUCAGCGGGAACGGCAGCGGGAGUGACCGGGGCAGCGAAGGCAUCUGCGCAAGAGUAGCAGUAGCAGUAGCAGUAGCAUCGACGCCCUGCGCAGUUGCGCCACCCCCUCCAAAUGGUCCGACGAAGGGGGAUCGUGGGGAGGUCGGGCUGGCGGCAGCAGCGGCCGCAGCAGCGGCGGCUGUAGACCCGUUUCCGAAAGCAGCCGACCGCAUCACCCUCAGCGAAGGUGUCCCGGACAAUGAGGAGGAGGAGGGCGGCGCAGACGGUGGCGCCGGGGACGGGGGUCUUGGCACCUGCGCCUGGAGCGGAGACGGCAAGGGCUGUUGCAGCUGUAGCUGGGAAGUCGAGUUCCAACGAUGCAUCAUAGUAACGCUACGGCCGCGCAUGGAGAACGAGUCCCGUGGCGAGUCAAAUCGCCCGCUGCCAUUGAAGCUGAGGCGCGCGCUGCCGCCCCCGCUGCCACGCGGUGUGGAUACGCCGCUCACGGAGGAGGCAGCGGUGCUGCUGCGGCGCAUGAACAAACUGAAGGGGGACGAAGCGGAGCCGGGAUUGGGGCCGCCGCCGCUGCCGGCGGCGGCGGCGGCACCGGUGAUGGAGGACCGCUUCGGCGGUGGCGGUAGCGGUGAGGGGUUUCUGACUGAUGGCGCUAGCAACUGCAGCUGCGGCGCCGGCGGCUGGCUGGCGUGCGGAAUCGGACAUGGCUCAGACUGA